AUCCAUCACAGUGGACUGAUACGAUACCCACGACUAACAAGGACUUCUUACGCAAUAGAUUGUGUGGGUCACGCUGCCUCCCCCGGAUCUUUUUUUCCAAGUUGUCUUGAAUUCUGAUCCGAGUGCCUUAAAAAGCCUCGACGUCUAUUCCUUCGUCGUCGACCUCCAACACCCAUUCAUAUCCAAAGAUUUACACCCAAAGGCUCAAGAUGACAACCAACCAUUUGGACGUGUCCGAAGUCGAUAGCUAUGACUAUCUCAUUGUGGGCGGUGGCACAGCUGUAAGUGCUUUGAAGCAAUGGAAUGAAGAGUGUGCUGAAUGGGUCUCCCACCUAACAGGGCUGUGUGAUUGCAUCCCGCCUGGCUGAAUACCUCCCUCAGAAAAAGAUCCUGUUGAUAGAGGCCGGUCCCAGUGACUUUAUGGAUGACCGCGUCUUGGAUCUCAAACAAUGGCUCAGCCUUCUCGGUGGAGAACUCGACUAUGACUAUGGCACAACCGAGCAACCGAUGGGUAAUUCCCACAUCAGACAUUCUCGUGCCAAAGUCCUGGGCGGUUGCUCCAGCCACAACACGCUCAUCUCUUUCCGGCCGUUUGAGUAUGACUGCAAGAUCUGGGAGUCCAUGGGCGCCAAAGGCUGGACCUUUCCCAUGUUCAUGCGCGUGCUGAACAAGCUUCGAAACACCGUCCAACCCGUUCAUGCACGCCAUCGGAAUCAGUUGUGCAAAGACUGGGUCCAAUCGUGCAGCACCGCCAUGAACAUCCCCAUCGUCCACGAUUUCAACGCACACAUUGCGGGCACGGGCGCCUUGAGAGAGUGUGUGGGCUUUUUCUCCGUCAGCUACAAUCCCGAUGACGGCCGGAGAUCCAGUGCCAGUGUGGCCUAUAUCCACCCGAUCCUCCGGGGCGAGGAGCACAGGCCCAAUCUCAAGAUCCUGACCAAUGCCUGGGUCUCCAAGAUCAAUGUCCGCGACGACACAGUGACAGGCGUCAAUAUCACACUCCAAUCAGGCCAGAAGCUAACCCUCACCGCGCGGACUGAGACCAUCCUCUGCGCCGGCGCCGUCGACACCCCGCGCCUCAUGCUCCUUUCCGGCCUGGGCCCGGCUCAGGAAUUGUCCUCUCUCUCCAUCCCUGUGGUGAAGAACAUCCCUGGUGUGGGUGAAAACCUCCUCGACCAUCCGGAGACGAUCAUCAUCUGGGAGCUCAACCGGCCGGUUCCGCCGAACCAGACAACCAUGGACUCGGACGCCGGCAUCUUCCUCCGCCGCGAAGCUCCCGACGCGGCAGGGACGAAAGCCACGCCGACCAACCCAGCGGCGAUCCCGGAUGGGAACAUCGCCGACGUGAUGAUGCACUGCUACCAGAUCCCGUUCUGCCUGAACACGACGAGGCUGGGAUACGACACUCCGGUCGACGCCUUCUGCAUGACCCCCAACAUUCCCCGGCCUCGCUCGCGGGGCAAGCUGUACCUCACCUCGUCCGACCCGAGCGUCAAGCCGGCGCUGGAUUUCCGCUACUUCACCGACCCGGAGGGCUACGACGCCGCGACCUUCGUCUUUGGCCUCCGCGCCGCGCGCAAGAUCGCCCAGCAGUCCCCGUUUAAGGAGUGGAUCAAGCGCGAGGUGGCCCCCGGCCCGCAAAUCCAGUCCGACGAAGCGCUGUCCGAGUAUGCCCGGAAGGUCGCCCACACGGUCUACCACCCGGCGGGCACCACCAAGAUGGGAGACGUGCGCCAGGACGACAUGGCCGUGGUAGACGAGAACUUGAAGGUGAGGGGCCUCAAGGGGCUGAGGAUCGCCGACGCGGGCGUCUUCCCGGCCAUGACCACCAUCAAUCCUAUGUUGACGGUGCUGGGCGUCGGGGAGCGGUGCGCCGAACUGGUCGCCAUCGAGGCAGGCUGGAGACUGACCGAGGUGGAAAUGAGCGGCCGCGGGUGGGCCAACGACACGGGUCUCAGGGCCAGACUGUAAACUCGGGGACGACAUUGAGGGGGGUGGGUGGCAGGGGGUCAUGGUGCGUUGAUGGACCUAAGCGUGUCCUCCCGCGUGAAAGUCGACGGGGAGAGCGGUGCAAUGACAUGGUAUGAAAAGGGUGUGAUCCUUUACGGCGGUGGGAUAUUGAUGCAUGGAUGCUCCUCUACAUAUCUACCUACCUACCGCUGCGCUGCUGACAACCUGGGCGACCAAUUACUCGCUAGCUAGCGGUACGACCAUAAUGAGCAAAUGACGAUGAAAAACACGAGAAAAGACUGCACGAACAUAACAACCGGAGCAAGACUCACCCGCACCACUCCCUGUACACGGUGCGUCGAGUCGAGUCGAGUCAAGUCGAGAACACACCAGACAGACCGGGAGGGCUUCAGGAGGCUAGCCUCGCAUGGCGGUACUUUGACGGUGGAGACGCAUUCCAUACGACGGACCAGGCAGGGCUGCAGGGAGGAUAUGAGACUGGAUUGAUUCGAGUCGUGCCUGGGGCUUGGACCUGGGCUUGGGGACUGGUCGGCUACCUAGGUACUAUAUACUGGUAUCUCGUGACGUCUGUUUCGCUGUAUCGGUGAAGCAGGAGCCACGAGAAGGGACGAGGUGCAGCGGACAAAGUUACUUACCCGUCAUGCUCGAGGCGGAAACAGAGGUAACAGGUACAUAAGCAGGACGCAAAGGAGGGGAGUCCAGGGCGUUGAGGAAAUCCAAGGCGCAAAAAUUCAUCAGUGAUUGGAUUUGCAUCUACAUGCCUGCAGCGUCGAGAUCGAAAUCAAAAGCAAUCGUCAGACAUCAAUCUCGGGGUGCUGUGCUGUGCUGUGCUCUGCCCUUCCCUGCUGCGCUGCGCUCCUUUGCCUUGUACCACUUGCCACGGU
This is a messenger RNA of Cladophialophora immunda, 2855 nucleotides long. RefSeq lists its product as hypothetical. The transcript is spliced from 2 exons. The coding region runs from base 421 to 1971 and encodes 516 amino acids. Gene Ontology annotation, molecular function: flavin adenine dinucleotide binding; oxidoreductase activity, acting on CH-OH group of donors. NCBI's taxonomy places the organism in Eukaryota, Fungi, Ascomycota, Eurotiomycetes, Chaetothyriales, Herpotrichiellaceae. The record is from RefSeq and is a predicted model, not a curated record.